Triticum dicoccoides is the source of this 1341-nucleotide messenger RNA. RefSeq names its product salt tolerance receptor-like cytoplasmic kinase 1. The transcript has a single exon. Gene Ontology annotation, cellular component: plasma membrane. Gene Ontology annotation, biological process: protein phosphorylation. Gene Ontology annotation, molecular function: ATP binding; protein kinase activity. The record is from RefSeq and is a predicted model, not a curated record. The coding region runs from base 69 to 1139 and encodes 356 amino acids. Lineage: Eukaryota; Viridiplantae; Streptophyta; Magnoliopsida; Poales; Poaceae.
CUCCCGAACAAGCCUCUGCUCCUCCUCUUCCACCAAAGUCCCACUGCACGCCGGGAGGGAGGCCGGAGAUGCUGCUGCACAGGCACAAGUUCCCGCUCCUCUGCUGCGCCUGCGGUGGCGAUGGCGUCGUCGCCACCCGAGGCGCCGCCGUCGAUGACCAGCAGCAGCAGCCCGGCGGCAAGGUCGGCGCCAGGCAGCUGUCGUGGGCGCAGGUGGAGGCCAUGACGGCGGGCUUCACCUCGGCCGUCGUCGGCGAGGGCGGCUUCAGCACGGUCUACCUCGCGCGCCUCGCCGGCUCCGGCUCCUCCCAGCUCGCCGCCGUCAAGGUGCACCGCAGCAGCGAGCGCCUCCGCCGUGCCUUCCGGCAGGAGCUGGACGCGCUGCUCCGCGUCCGCCACCCGCACAUCGUCCGCCUCCUCGCCUUCUGCGACCAGCGCGACGAGGGCGUGCUCGUCCUCGAGUUCGCGCCUAACGGCAGCCUGCACGACCACCUCCAUGGCCGCGACGGCGAAGGCAGCAAGGCCGCUCCCGCACCCACUAUGCCGUGGGCGCGGCGCGUGGCCGUGGCGCUGCAGGUGGCCCGCGCGCUCGAGUACCUCCACGACCGGUGCGAGCCGCAGGUGGUGCACGGCGACGUGAAGGCCUCCAACGUGCUGCUGGACGCGGCCAUGGGCGCCCGCCUCUGCGACUUCGGCUCCGCGCGCGCCGGGUUCUCGGCCUCCGCGGCCGUCCGGACGCCGCGCGCCGUGCAGGGCUCGCCCGGCUACGUGGACCCGCACUACCUCCGCUCCGGCGUGCUCACCAAGAAGAGCGACGUGUACAGCCUCGGCGUGCUGCUGCUCGAGCUGCUCACCGGCACGCAGCCCUUCAGCGACGGCCGGCUCCUUACGUCCACCGUGGCGCCCAUGAUCAAGGCCGGCUCGUGCUCGUGCUCGUGCGACCAAGUGCAUAAGCUCGUCGACCAGAGGCUUGGGUGCCGGUACGACGCGGCUGAGGCGGCGACCGUGGCGACGCUGGCGGCGGCGUGCGUCGGGGACAACCCGGCACUCCGGCCGUCCAUGGCCGACGUGGUCCGGACCCUGGAGCAGAUCUCGGCCGCCGGGAGACGAUCGGACUGUGUAAGUGUAACCAAGCCGUGAGCCGCGCGUGCGGGGCAAUGAGGAGAUAGAGACGAUCCGACGUGGCGAGCAUCGUGAGCGUAGGAUGGCAUAGAUGCUUCCCUCCAAAAAAAAAAAAGGAUGGCAUAGAUGCUGUGUCGUGGAUCGAAUCCUCCCACCCGCAAAGCGAAGCAAUUGGGUUUGGUGAGGACAAGAAAUCAAAUAAGAAUGGUUGGUUUGGACA